GACUGUCAAACAAAGGCCAACCCGCUGCGCACCGUUUCACCUCUUUCCUUACCCUUUCCCAUUCUCCACUGAUUGGCCCCUGAAGAAAAGAAAAAGCCGAGUGAAAGGGGAGAAAGAAACGUUAGGGCUUCUUCAAAAAGAGGGGAAAAAAAAUCGAAAAAUGGAAAUUUCGGAGAAAAAGGAAGCAGAGAUCAAUAACAGCAGCAAAGAUUCGAAUAAUAAUAGUAAUAUUAACGUCGAAAUUACGGAUUCUGAUACCAAUAAUAUGAAUAAAGAAGCUGAAGAACGCCAAGCUCGUGAACUUAAAGCCGGUUUGCAUCCUCUCAAGCACAAAUAUGUGUUCUGGUACACUCGUCGGACACCUGGAGUUCGAACCCAAACAGCCUAUGAGGACAAUAUAAAGAAAAUUGUGGAUUUCAGUACAGUUGAAGGUUUUUGGGUCUGUUACUGCCACUUGGCCCGUUCUUCUACUUUGCCAAGUCCAACAGAUUUGCAUUUAUUUAAGGAGGGAAUCCGUCCCCUAUGGGAGGUAAUUAUUGAAGACCUGACCAUCAAACUGUGUGUACCAAUAACAGUCGGCAUAAACUUGUAUAAUAGCUGUCAAAUCUUAAAUAUUUUAUUUAAGAUGAUUCCUGUGUUUUUCAUAAAAUUUGUGAUAUCUCAGGACUCUGCCAACUGCAAUGGUGGCAAAUGGAUAAUUCGGUUCAAAAAGGUUGUCUCAGGUCGCUUUUGGGAAGAUUUGGUUCUUGCCUUGGUGGGUGAUCAACUUGAUUAUGGUGAUAAUAUUUGUGGUGCAGUACUGAGCAUUCGCUUCAAUGAGGAUAUAUUGAGUGUAUGGAAUCGUAAUGCAUCUGACCAUCAGGCUGUUAUGGCCCUAAGAGAUUCAAUUAAACGGCACUUAAAGCUUCCCCACAGCUAUGUUAUGGAAUACAAGCCACAUGAUGCUUCUUUACGUGACAACUCAUCAUAUCGAAACGCAUGGUUGAGAGGGUAGAAGUAUCUAGUAUACUUUAACGAAAACAACCGGAUACAAACAUUGCAGAUGUUAUGUUUAACUUCUCUGCUUCUUCUGAGUUGCUUCACUAAUCCUGUAUUUUGGCAUGAGAACCAUGUCGAAUGUCACGAUUGUGAGAAUCCUUUAGAUUGAACUCUAAGAGGAUGGCAUUUAGACUGCAGUCAGAUGUUGGUUUUAUAGAUGAAAUAUUCCUUAACCCUUGGUUUCAA
Molecule: messenger RNA, 1224 nt
Organism: Theobroma umbraticum
Lineage: Eukaryota; Viridiplantae; Streptophyta; Magnoliopsida; Malvales; Malvaceae
Source: RefSeq, a predicted model, not a curated record